This is a messenger RNA of Cucumis melo (muskmelon), 1854 nucleotides long. RefSeq lists its product as uncharacterized. The transcript is spliced from 4 exons. Gene Ontology annotation, cellular component: cytoplasm; nucleus. The record is from RefSeq and is a predicted model, not a curated record. The coding region runs from base 318 to 1736 and encodes 472 amino acids. Gene Ontology annotation, biological process: oxidative RNA demethylation. Gene Ontology annotation, molecular function: broad specificity oxidative DNA demethylase activity; ferrous iron binding; oxidative RNA demethylase activity. Lineage: Eukaryota; Viridiplantae; Streptophyta; Magnoliopsida; Cucurbitales; Cucurbitaceae.
AACAUAGGUUUCAUAAUUUCAAUGAAUAUCAUCAAUUUCGCCUCUUUAUUUCAGCAUAAGAAAUAAUCACACACACAGCUUUGAAAAUGCCCGAAAUCCUUACUCCUUCAUCUUCCUCUUCCUCUUCCUCUUCCCGGUGCAGUCUCCUCGGCCAACGCGGCUGCCACGACCGAAACUUGCGGAUUACUUCUACAGUAUCCUCAUUAUGUCAACCCCAUCCUCCUCCGACCCUUCCACUUCCUUCUUCUUUUCUGAUUUUUUCAUUCAUCCUCAAUUUCUGAACCAUAUAAAACCAUCUCUAGUAUCCAAUUUUCUCAAUGUUUUUCAUCCGUACACUUCCCCUUCCCCCAUCGCCCUCCUCCAAUCAACUUCGUCGCCUUCUAUUCCCCGCUUCUUCAUUUCCCGGCGCGCGCGGCUUUAGUUUGCUUCAAUUUCAGCGAAUGGAUUCGUUUUCCAGUUCCGCGAAUAGCCAUGCACCACCUGACUCUUCAUGUCGUGGUAAUUCUUGUGGUUGUGGAAGAGACAAGGAACAUUUGCGUGACAGAGAUAAUUGUUCAGAUGUAAUAUUUGUGGGAAGCUUUCGUGUGCAUCUAAAUCCCAAGGAACGUGAACCGAAAUCUCUAACUCCGCUUUCUGUUAAGAAAUGUGAUUAUGUUGAGGUGGGAAGUGAUAAGUUUGGGAUUUCUUCAAAUGAACCGAAAUCUUAUCAUUAUGAUGAGUGUCUACCUGUUUCUAGGCAAAAUACUAGGAGAAACCGGAUAGAUUUAGGGUCCAAAAGAGAUUUGAAGAGUAAUGCAAGAUCAUUUCAAGUAGAGAGGCAUGAAUUUUUGAAUGAUUAUUGUCAGGAGUAUGAAUCAUCUCUUCCUAUUCAUUUUGGGAAGAAAAAUGAAGUUUUUUUCUCAAAGCGCCAGUCCCUUGAUAUCGGUUCCAAAGAAUCUGUAGUUACGGACCAUUCGCUUCCCUUUGAACCACCAUUUGAUAUUUGUUUCCCUGGAGGAGGUAAUGUGAAACAUAGAAAUUUUUGGCGAGUUAAAGACAGUGGCACUGUGAAAGAUUAUAGACUGCUGAGGCCUGGAAUGGUUUUACUGAAGCACUAUAUCACUCCACCUGAACAGAUCAAUAUAGUGAAAACUUGUCAAAAGCUUGGUCUUGGGCCAGGGGGAUUUUACCAGCCUGGUUAUAAAGAUGGAGCAAAACUUAGGCUUCGUAUGAUGUGUCUUGGAUUGGACUGGGAUCCUCAAACAAGAAGAUAUGAAAACAAACGGGUUGUGGAUGGUAAUAAACCACCAGAUAUACCUCCUCCAUUUUCAUUUCUAGUUAAAAAUGCACUUAAAGAUGCACAUGCCUUCAUCAAGAACAAAUGCAAUAUAAGCAAUGUAGAAGACAUUCUUCCAUCAAUGUCUCCUGACAUAUGCAUUGCGAACUUUUACACAACGAGUGGAAGAUUGGGUCUGCAUCAGGACCGGGAUGAAAGCAAAGAGAGUCUUUCCAGCGGACUACCAGUCGUUUCCUUUUCUGUAGGCAAUACAGCAGAAUUCUUGUAUGGAGAUAAAAGAGAUGUGGACAAAGCAGAGAAGGUUGAACUGGAAUCGGGUGAUGUUCUAAUUUUUGGUGGCGAAUCUAGACACGUAUUUCAUGGAGUGUCUUCAAUCAUCCCAAAAUCGACACCUAAGUUUUUGCUUUAUCAUACUGGUCUGCGUCCUGGUCGUCUAAAUCUUACCUUUAGAAAGUAUUAAAACACUACCUCCUUGUUUAUGCUAUACAUAUGAAUGGCUGUUGUUUUUCAUUAGAUGUUCAUUUAUGGAGUCGUGUAAAUCUAUAAUUUUUUGCUAGUGCCAAAGAGGUUGGUUUGAA